Messenger RNA from Lathyrus sativus (Indian pea), 1938 nucleotides. The record is from the annotation of a GenBank genome assembly. NCBI's taxonomy places the organism in Eukaryota, Viridiplantae, Streptophyta, Magnoliopsida, Fabales, Fabaceae.
AUGGCGGAGGAUAGCAACCACAGCGUGAGACUGCUAUGCCGCCCAAAGCAACUCAACAAAGGAUCCGACCCGGGUAUCCAUUACUGGUUAAUCGGAUCCCCAUUCUUACCGCCCCUCACCAUCGUCUCCAUACUCCGAUGCAUCACCACCAUCCCCUCCUCCUCUUCCCCCGAUUUACGUAAAGAAUCCGACGAUCUUCUGACCUUAAUUCCGAAAGGAUUUCAACUUACUGGAGCCCUAGCUUCCGGAGACGAGACCGAUGCUCGUGCCGCAAUUGACGCUGCUCGUCAAAUAAGAAAGUUUCUUUAUGGCGGAGGAACUGUGGAAGAACCACCGCUUAUCGGAGCUGUUUCCGAUUUGGAUUCCGGAGAUCUCCGAUUUUUUGUGUCGGUGAGUGGAAAUGCAAAUAGUGGAAUUGAGCCUGUUACAUCGAUCAUACAGGAACAACAUCCGGAGAAAUUUUUGUGGGAGAAUGGUUGCAUGCUUCGUUGUGAGCUUCCGAUUAAGUUGCCAAUCUAUUACCCUCUCAAAAAUCCAACUGAUGUUGAGAAAGCAUAUAUAAAGGCAACUGGAGCUGUUAUUGCCAAGUUAAGAGACCCUCAGGCUGUGUACAUGUUAGAAGCAUUGUGCAAAACCUGUCCAGAUCAACCUCCACCUGCCAUAGUUCGAGGUGUACAAUUAGAUUUUCACACAGACCUCUCCAAAACCAUGCCUUUGGCUAGGAGUGAUGAGGGCUCUGAUGCAAGCUCACUAUCUUGUUCAUACUUUUCCGUCAACAAUAGAGCAGCUUUUUCCAUAGAGAAUGCAGAUAUUAUCCAAGUGAGUGUUCUAUUUAAUAGCUUAGGACCGUCAUCAGCAUCUGCUGCACCUAUUGCAGAAUAUCUUCCAGUCCUGGAAGAAGCCAGACUCGUUGUUGUGGAUAUUAAGCUAGAUGUGUUGUGCUAUUCUUCUAGGGAUCUUCCACUCAGACAUGCAGUUUCACGUUUAAUCAUCCCUGGCUUAAUUGACCAGUUAAAUAUCAUGCAGAACUUUAUGUUGCCUAGCCUAUUGGUACAACAUCCUCAGCUAAAACCUUAUCACUUUAGUCCUCCUGGGAUUCUGCAUCCAAUAACUGUUUUCUAUGAACUGAGUUUUGGGGAGACAGAAAUGAAGCAAGUUGAAUUUAGGAAAUCCUUGCACUUCAAGUUGGGGCUACCUUAUGAUCGUCCCCUUCUAAGAAUUGCCAAUGCCUUGGAUUUUUCAAAAUUGAAAAAUGGUGGUUCUGCCUCUCUACAGAAAGGUUCAGCUUUGCUCAGAGAUGUACACAUUGGGAUUCCAAGCAGUGGGGUUACUGGGGGAACUCUUUCCCUUGUUCAAGGUUCCUAUGAAUACCAUCAUUAUCUUCAGGAUGGUUUCAAUGAUUCGGGAUGGGGUUGUGCUUAUCGGUCCCUCCAGACUAUCAUUUCAUGGUUCAGACUCCAAAACUACUCAUCUAUAGAAGUUCCUUCUCAUAGAGAAAUACAGCAGUCACUUGUCGAAAUUGGUGAUAAAGAUCCUUCUUUUAUUGGGUCACGUGAGUGGAUUGGUGCCAUUGAGUUGAGCUUUGUUUUGGACAAACUUCUGGGUGUUACUUGCAAAGUCAUCAAUGUUAGAUCUGGAGCUGAGCUUCCGGAAAAAUGUCGAGAGCUAGCAUUGCACUUUGAGACCCAAAGUACACCUAUUAUGAUAGGUGGUGGUGUACUUGCAUACACACUAUUGGGAGUGGAUUACAAUGAUGCAAGUGGAGAUUGCGCAUUUUUAAUUCUUGAUCCACACUAUACAGGUACAGAUGACCUGAAGAAAGUAGUCAACGGGGGAUGGUGUGGGUGGAAAAAAGCUGUUGAUAACAAGGGAAAGAAUUUCUUCUUGCACGAUAAGUUUUAUAAUCUACUGCUGCCACAGAGGCCUAACAUGGUUUGA